Molecule: messenger RNA, 300 nt
Organism: Uncinocarpus reesii 1704
Lineage: Eukaryota; Fungi; Ascomycota; Eurotiomycetes; Onygenales; Onygenaceae
Exons: 1
Coding region: 1-300 (99 amino acids)
Source: RefSeq, a predicted model, not a curated record
AUGAUCGACGCACGGGGUCACGGGAAGGCGAAUUGGGAGGUCGAUGAGCGAAGGGGCGUGAUAUUCGGCUGGGCGGCGUGGACCUCGAUCUCGUUACUCCGAUCGAUCGUGAAGCACCGACCGGGGAAUACGGAUGAAAAGGGGGCGAAAGGAACCACAGGGAUGGCGGACGCAACCAGCGACGACGAACUGGACGACGCAGGGACCGGUGGAGGGAGGCGGAGAAGGAGAGAGAGAGAGAGACGAGGGCGAGGAUGGCCUGGGGAGGAGGAGGAAGAGGAGGAGGAGGAGGAGGAGUAA